Cryphonectria parasitica EP155 is the source of this 1323-nucleotide messenger RNA. RefSeq lists its product as uncharacterized. The coding region runs from base 1 to 1323 and encodes 440 amino acids. The transcript has 2 exons. The record is from RefSeq and is a predicted model, not a curated record. Lineage: Eukaryota; Fungi; Ascomycota; Sordariomycetes; Diaporthales; Cryphonectriaceae.
AUGUCUCAAUUCACAGUCCAGCGUGAGAACAGCCGUCGUGGCUAUUCGCCUCCUGCUGGCGCUCGACCUAGCGUCAUGGCCUCUCUUGACGAACCACCAGAGUUCGCCUUUGACUAUCUCGACAAGAACAAUAGGUUGCUCUAUGAGAAACAAGCAUGCGCUAUCUCAUGGCUGGCAGACAUCACCAACCACGAGAACAAGACUAUCGCCAGCUCCUUGUGUCCGCCAAAAUACGACCAUUCGCCUGCUUCGUCUCACCAGCCACCAUCGCCCAUCAUCCUCAAGGCCACUCAGAGACGCCGUCUUCAGGAGCGCUUCCAGGCCCGCGUGGACUCUCCCAGCUGUUCAUCCUCCGAAGAGACCCUGCAGCGUCUUCUCCGGGGCUACUCGGAUUCGUCUUCAGCACAUGAUAUCGAGGAGAUCUACGUGACGCCUCGUCCUCUUUCCAAGACGCCUACCACCGUCACUUCUCACGAGGAUCCUGUGCAGAUCAGUCGUCCACGGGCUCCUGAGCCCAUAUCGUUCUCUAGUUAUCUCCCUCACCAUCACGACCAGGAGAUCAAACAGAGCUUCGUCACGCCCUCGUCUCAUCCUCGUCCUUCUCCACAACAUUCUAAGGCUCUUGCCACCUCAACCCCUUGCAAAACGAACCCUGCUGAGAGUCACCGUCCUGCAUCAGCCUCAGGACCUGCUCCUCCACCUCUCCCUCGUCUCCGCCAUCUGCGGGACUUCAUCUCCGGCGUCCUCAGGUUCACCAAGCUGGACCACAACGGCGACCUGCUCUUCACCUCCAAGCAAGACAAGUGCGGCGCCGUGGUCACGAGCGACACCCUCCGUCGCGAGGCACAGGAGCUAGUAGAACACGACGCCCACCUGGAGCGAGAGAACGACCGACUACACGCCGAGGUCUCGACUCUACAGCUCCAGCUAGACGCUGCGCGGAGACUCGCCUCUCUCUCCUCCCCAUCCACGACCAGCACCACCGACCCGUCCUCGGACCCACCCCCAUUCUCUCAGGAGAAUGCAGAUCUAGACAGGCGCGCCCAGGAUGCCCGCAUCACCAGGAUGCAGUGGCGUCUCGACCGCGCUGACCAGUUCGUCAACAGGUGCGAGAUGGCCGUGUACCGCCUCCGCCUCGAGCGGGACGCUGCCGUGCGGGACGUCGAGGCCGCGCGGCGGGAGGCGGAGGUGUUGCGGGCGCAGAACGAUGUGGUUCGGCUGGCGCGGAAUCGGUAUGCGGAUCGGGUGGAGGAUCUGUAUGCUGCCUUGGAGGAUGUCUAUGCGCGGGUGCGAGGAGGUUCGCAGUCGGAGAGGGGCUUCUGA